Molecule: messenger RNA, 1266 nt
Organism: Helicoverpa zea (corn earworm)
Lineage: Eukaryota; Metazoa; Arthropoda; Insecta; Lepidoptera; Noctuidae
Product: alpha-(1,3)-fucosyltransferase C-like
Exons: 2
Coding region: 1-1266 (421 amino acids)
Cellular component (GO): membrane
Molecular function (GO): alpha-(1->3)-fucosyltransferase activity
Source: RefSeq, a predicted model, not a curated record
AUGUCGUUUUUAUUCAAAUUACAGUAUAAUUUUUUAUCCUUAAAAUGUGCGCUAUCCGUGUUAUUGUUUUUGAUAAUAUUUACACUAUUACAGAUAUGGACAGAUCGUUCUAUGGUACAUUAUACCCACAUAAUACCUAGCUUGCAAAUGUUCUCUGAUAAUGGACCUAUACAAUCUAAUAUAUCGAUGAAAAGCAUAUUAAUAUGGGACAAGUAUUACUUGAUGACCACUAACCAUGGUAACCAGAUAUUCCCGAGGCUACAGUGCCGAGUUAACAACUGUUUAUUCACUGAAAACAAGGAUUUGUUUAAUGGAGACUACACGCAGUUUGAUGCUGUGCUUUUUGCUGAGCAAGUAUUAGGGCAGGGCUUCAAGCUUCCAGAGAAGCGAGCGCAGUCACAAAUAUACAUCUUCACUACAAUCGAGUCGGCGUACCACGUCCCAGCUUGUGAAGUGUACCACGAUAACUUCUUCAACUGGACGUUUACGUACAGACUGGACUCGGACGUGCUGUGGCCACACUUCAUAGUGCGUAAUGCGAAACGCCACGUUGUGGCUCCGAGCAUAGACGUGAAGUGGAAACAGUACACUAGGAAGCGCAUCAAUUCCAACAUACUGAAGAUCCUACAUCAGAAAACAAAAGCCGCCGCCUGGCUAGUCAGUAACUGCAAAGCUGACAGCGCGCGCGACGAUUACCUAACACGACUUCAGGAGAACCUAUACCACUUCUCUCUUCAGAUAGACGUAUACGGCGAAUGUUCCAAAGUCAAAUGUGCAAAUGAUAACUGUGGGGAAAUGUUGGCUAAAGAUUAUUACUUCUACAUGGCGUUCGAGAACUCUUUCUCGGAAGAUUACGUCACAGAGAAGGUGUUGGACGGGUACCAUCAUUAUGUAGUCCCCAUUGUGUACGGUGGUGCUAAUUACACCAGAUUCCUCCCGCCUGGCUCCUACCUCAACGCCCGCGAGCUUCAUCCCUACAACUUGGCUUACAUCAUGUAUCAAUCUAUCAAGCGCCCGAUGAAGUACCACCAGUUCUUCAGAUGGACUAACUACUACACUUUAGACAACGACAUACCUGGCCAUCAUCCUUUAUGCAACCUCUGUGAAGCUUUAAACAGUGAAAAAGCUAAAAUACCAAAGACGUAUAAAAACUUUAGGUUCUGGUGGAAUGGUCGUAACGGGAUGAAGUGGUGCUUGUCAAGAAACUUUUGGAAUGAGACCUCUUUGAUGCACAUAGAUAUUAGGGAUAUGUUCCAUAUGUACUAA